UUGCUGAAACGCAAAGUGGUAGCGUGCAAAUAAAGUUUAGUGCUAAAACGUGUGCGUGUAUGACCACCGCACAGCAACCGAUGUCUGACGAUAUUGCAUUGAUAGGGUUGAACUUAAAGUUGCAGAGUAACAUUGAAGACAACAAUUGUAGCUAGAACGAUCGAAGCCGCAAAACAACCGGUACGCGAGGGUGAGAUAGAAAGGAUAGCUUCUUCGGGCUGCUAGAUUCGAGCGCGGUGGUGGAACGAUAGCUCCUCCAGCACGAGUUUCUGCGGGUUGGCUGGGAAACACGAUUUGUUAACCUCAAUCAUUUUUUUGAGGCAAAGGACGCUGUGUGAGCUUUACCACCCGGUUGGUAUUAAGGGCGAAGACGAAACGCAGGCACCGUUCGGAAAGCCAAGGAGGUACAGCAACCAUCUCCAGUCCACCACCUCCUCCUUCACCUCCGUCUUCGUCACGGACGCACCCGGUUUGGCUUAAUGUCUAGUGGUGAGUUUCGUGACAGCUUCGUCGAUCCCCCAGCCGCCAAAAAGCGGAAGCUGCCAUCGCCGACGCCGUCGCUGACACAGCCGCCCGAGCAGCAGCACGAGCAGCCGCCGCAUUCGUCAUCGCCUGCGAUAGAGCGCUCUGCACCAUCAUCGGCCGCAGCCGCUGCAGUAGUAGUAAUGGCGACGUCCAAUAACAAUGGCUCCGCUCCCGUGCCGUCCGUGGAGAACAAUUCCGGCGGUGGUGUUGCUGGUGUUGGCGGUGCCCAGGAAAUCGACGAGGGUCUGUACUCGCGCCAACUCUACGUGCUCGGCCAUGACGCGAUGCGUCGGAUGGCCCGUUCGGAUGUGCUGAUCUCCGGACUGGGUGGACUCGGUGUCGAGGUAGCGAAGAACGUGAUUCUCGGCGGAGUGAAAUCUGUCACCCUGCAUGACACGGCGGUUUGCACGGUCGGCGACCUGUCGUCGCAGUUCUAUCUGACCACGGACGAUGUGGCCAAUGGGCGAAACCGUGCGGACGCAAGCUGUCGCCAGCUCUCCGAACUCAACCAUUACGUACCGACGGUGGCGUACACGGGCGAGCUGACCGAGGAGUUUCUGCAGAAGUUCCGGGUCGUGGUGCUGACGCAGACCUCGCCCGCCGAACAACGGCGCGUUGCGGAGAUUACGCAUCGGCAUAACAUCGCCCUGAUUGUGGCAGAUACGCGCGGUCUGUUCGCUCAGGUUUUCUGCGACUUUGGGGUCGAUUUUACCGUGUACGACCAGAAUGGGGCUACUCUCGGCUCGGCCAUGGUGGCCAGCAUUACCAACGAUGUCGAAAGUGUCGUUACGUGCGUCGAUGAAACACGCCACGGUUUCGAGGAUGGCGAUUAUGUUACCUUCACGGAGGUUCAAGGUAUGACAGAGCUGAACGGAAUGGCGCCGAUGAAGAUAAAGGUGCUUGGACCGUACACUUUCAGCAUCGGUGAUACGAGCAAGCUGAGUCCGUACUUGCGUGGCGGUAUAGCAGCGCAGGUUAAAAUGUCCAAGCAGAUGAGCUUCAAAUCGUUGGCCGAUGCGGAGAACGCUCCCGAGUUCAUAAUGACCGAUUUUGGCAAGUGGGAUCAUUCGACCAACACGCAGAUUGCUUUCACCGUACUGGGUCGCUACCAGGAGCAGCAUGGACGUUUGCCCCGUCCCUGGAACUCGGCGGACGCAACGGAAUUCGUGGAAAUGUGUCGUAAGCGUGCAAAGGAGCUAUCGAUCGAGGAGCUGAAUGAGUCCAUGUUGACCAAGUUCGCGCAGGUGUGCGCUGGUGAUUUGUGCCCGAUGAACGGAGCGAUUGGUGGCAUUACUGCGCAGGAAGUGAUGAAAGCUUGCACGGGCAAAUUCACGCCAAUCUGCCAGUACUUGUGCUACGAUGCGAUUGAGUGCCUGCAGGAGGCUGACCUAACGGAGGAAGAUUGUGCUCCGACGGGUUCGCGUUAUGAUGGACAAAUUGCUGUCUUUGGUCGCAAAUUCCAGGACGUACUGGGACAGCUGAAGUACUUCAUCGUCGGUGCUGGUGCUAUCGGUUGUGAGCUGCUGAAGAACUUCGCCAUGAUCGGAGUCGCGUCCAAGGGCGAUGGAGAGAUCAUUGUGACCGAUAUGGAUCUGAUCGAGAAAAGCAAUCUUAAUCGCCAGUUCUUGUUCCGGCCGCACGAUGUACAGCAGCCGAAAUCGCGUGUCGCCGCCCAGGCAGUCAAGCGCAUGAAUGGCGACAUUCAGGUGACAUCGCACGAGAACCGUGUCGGGCCAGAAACGGAGCGAUUCUACGAUGAUACGUUCUUUAAUCGGUUGGAUGGUGUUGCAAAUGCGCUGGACAAUAUUGAUGCGCGUAUCUACAUGGACCGUCGCUGUGUUUACUACCGCAAGCCUCUGUUGGAAUCGGGAACGCUCGGAACACUCGGCAACAUUCAGGUGGUAGUACCGUUUUUGACGGAAUCCUACAGCUCUUCGCAAGAUCCGCCAGAAAAGUCGAUUCCGAUCUGCACACUGAAGAACUUCCCGAACGCGAUCGAACACACAUUGCAAUGGGCACGAGACACGUUUGAGGGAAUCUUUAAACAGGUUGCCGAAAAUGCUGCUCAGUACAUCACAGAUCCGACCUUUAUUGAGCGCACGCUAAAGCUGCCCGGCGUCCAACCACUCGAGGCACUCGAAUCUGUUAAGAAAGCACUGAUUGACGAUAGGCCGAAAUCGAUUGAAGACUGCGUAAAAUGGGCCCGUAUGUACUUCGAGGAGCAGUACUCGAAUCAAAUCCGUCAGCUGCUCUUCAAUUUCCCGCCCGAUCAGACCAGCUCUACCGGGCAACCGUUCUGGUCCGGACCGAAACGUCUGCCAGAGGCUAUCACUUUCGAUCCGGAAAACCCAUUGCACCUGGAUUAUAUAUUCGCGGCGGCCAAUUUGAAGGCAGAGGUGUACGGCAUUCCACAGCAGCGUAACCGGGAUGCCAUCAGAAAGAUAGCGGUGGCCAUUGAGGUGCCGAAGUUCACACCACGUUCCGGUGUCAAAAUUGCUGUGACGGAUUCUGCGCUGCAGGCAGAAGAGAAUGGUGGUGGAGGCGGUGGUAUGGGUGGUGAAGAUCUCGAUCCGGACCGUAUCAGUCGGCUGCAGAACGAGCUGGCUGCACUGGGAAAGCCCGAUUUUAGGAUCACACCGCUGGAGUUCGAAAAGGACGACGAUAACAAUCUGCACAUGGACUUCAUUGUGGCGGCAUCGAAUUUGCGCGCUGCCAACUACAGAAUUCCGCCAGCAGAUCGUCACAAGUCGAAACUGAUCGCGGGCAAAAUUAUGCCGGCCAUUGCUACCACAACGUCGCUCGUUGCCGGAUGCGUUUCAUUGGAGCUUUAUAAACUGGCUCAAGGUUUUAACACGAUGGAACGCUUCAAGAACGGUUUCCUGAAUCUGGCACUGCCCUUCUUUACCUUCUCCGAGCCGAUCCAGGCGAAAAAGUCGACCUACUACGACAAAGAAUGGACACUGUGGGACCGGUUCGAGGUGAAGGGCGAGCUAACGCUGCAGGAAUUCCUGGACUACUUCGAUCGGGAACACAAGCUUAAGAUUACGAUGCUGUCCCAGGGCGUCUGUAUGCUGUACGCGUUCUUCAUGACCAAGCAGAAGCAGCAGGAACGUCUGAAUCUGCCAAUGUCCGAGGUCGUGCGGAAGGUAUCGAAGAAGAGUAUUGAGCCGCAUGUACGUGCGCUCGUGUUUGAGAUCUGCUGUAACGACGAAGCCGGCGAGGAUGUGGAGGUGCCGUACGUGCGCUACGUGUUGCCUUGAAUAUUCGUAACCCCUUGCUGAAGAUAGAACGGCGCAAUAGAGGAAUAGGGGUGGGGCUGCAGGAGGUUUCGAUUAUGAAUUAAUGUUUGCCGAUACCGUUAAGGAGGGAAAAAAGAGAAAAAGAGCGAGAGAGAGAGAGAGAGCUAGAGAGGAGGGAAGGAGAGGUAUGAUAUAUUCAUAUAGGAAAAUUACUAGAGGUGGGGAUCACAUUCAGUAAAUGCGAUGCGUGGAAAAUAGCAAAAUAAGAUCAAUGUCUUGUAAUGCCACAUCUGGAAUGACGGUAUGACGCUAUUUAAACAUCUGCGACCGUGCAUAAUAUGAUAAUGCAACAACACCCGUAUAAUCGUGGAUGUGCGCAUGACUGCAUGCAGUAAUGAGCCGCGUCUCUGAUGCAUUGUAUGUAAGCAUUUUUGUUGCUACUGGUCAUCUUGGGUAGCUAGAUCACAUUAACACAUCGGUUGUUCUCCGUUGCUAGAGAGCAAAUCAAGAUGUGUUAUUUGGCACGUUCUAUAGAUCGUCGAUACCGGCUUAUUCUCUUUUUCCUUUCUCUUAAUGUGGGUAUCACUUAGUAUUUAUUUUACAUCAAUAUUCCUACGCGCGCACAGUCCCCUCCCCCCCUCCCUUUAUUGACGGUGAAGCCGUGGCUUGUGUGCGGCUUGCACAAUGGCUGAUCUCUCGCGAACGAAACAAAAACGAAAAAGAACUAGCGAAGGUAUAAAUGGAAUCAGAAGCACGAAAGAUGGUAACAUACAAUCGUUCGUCUAGGGGAGUAGGAUACGGUAAUUAUACAGCCGGAUCGAACGGAAAGCAUAAUAAAAGCAUAGCUUUUUUUAACAAAAUGUUUGUUUUUACGUACUUGAAUGUUUGCCGUAAAUCAGGAAAAUUAGUAAUGCGUGGUGCAAAGGGAAAGCGAAAUCAGCAUGCAUGAAAGGAAGUUUGUAAUAAGAAGAUCAACUGUUUGACCGUGGUGCGUGUCGUCAUCGUAGGUUGAACCACAUAUAUGGUAGCUAAGAAAUUGUAGCCGUCUUUAGUACAGGGAAAGAGCAGCGACCUCUGUUGUUCGUGGUGCGAAACAAAAUGUGAGCACAUUUGGUGACUGAUAACGGAAAACCCAUUCAAGGGAAAAGGUCUUCGGUAUGAAAAUGAUUUAAUUUUAUAAUACAGCGUGAUGGGACUUGAGUUUCUCAGUUGCAUGCCAGGAAGUGUGCGUUCAAUUUUAUAUGUUGUACUUUGAAGAGGGUAAUGGUCAAUGAACGGUCGUGCGAGUAGUAGUAACAGCAAUGUCUCGUAUUCGUAUUGUUUGGAUUGAGCAAUUAAUGAUGAUAAAUGCCGAAUGGAAUGGUGUUAUAAGAAUAUUACCAGGAUGCAGGAGCAAAACUUGGAGGGAGUGAUUGGUAGUGGGUCGUUUCGUAGCAGGUUGUGUUACUCCUAAUUACAAGAAAUAACCGUAGUUGGCGCGAUGCAUGGCUGAGCAAAGGGGACACAUUUCAUUAGCAACCGUUUCCUUCGGGAUGUUACAUACCCGCAGAAUAAACCUGUUUUCUCGUACUUUUUCAUGUACCAAAUCCGUUA
Messenger RNA from Anopheles moucheti, 5357 nucleotides. It is a transcript of the gene Uba1, whose product is annotated as ubiquitin-like modifier-activating enzyme 1. The transcript is spliced from 7 exons. Gene Ontology annotation, cellular component: cytoplasm; SUMO activating enzyme complex. Lineage: Eukaryota; Metazoa; Arthropoda; Insecta; Diptera; Culicidae. The record is from RefSeq and is a predicted model, not a curated record. Gene Ontology annotation, molecular function: SUMO activating enzyme activity. Bases 480 to 3785 code for a protein of 1101 amino acids. Gene Ontology annotation, biological process: protein sumoylation.